AUGAUACAGACGCAGUUCAACAAGAAGGUCAAAUUUUUGCGACACGAUGGAGCCCGCGAGUUUGCGACGAACUCGCUUCAAGAUUUCUACGAAGUCGAAGGCAUCGAGCAACAAACCACGGUGCCAUACGCACAUCAAGCCAAUGGAACUGCUGAACGCGCGAUUCGAACUAUCGUCACCAUCGGUCGUAGCAUGCUCCAUCAUGCCAAGUUGGACAAGUGCUUCUGGGCUGAAGCGGCAAUGACGGCCGUCUAUGUGAAGAACCGUUUGCCGUCACCCAAGAUUCCACACAAGACACCGUUCGAGAUUGUCUACAAUUCUAAGCCAAGUGUCAAGCACAUGCGCGUUUUUGGGUGCCAAGCAUACAUCUUGACCCCGAAGGAGAAACGACUCAAGUGGGAUCCCAAGGCCCGGGCUGGAUUGUUUUUGGGCUACGAAGAAGUGUCCAAGGCGUAUCGAGUUUAUGACAUCGAAGCGGGGCAGGUGAUGAUAAGUCGCGAUGUCAACUUCGAUGAGUCGGCCUUUGGAAUGUCGAUGCUGAUUUCCGAUGACGAUGUUGAUGGCCUGGACUUCGAAUCGAUCGAUCUUGAUGAUGAAGAACCGCGUCCGAGACACUUCAAACAAACAGGAAAGCGCAAGGCCCAACCCAGUCACGACAAUGACGACGCAAGCAUGCCCCGAGCAGUGCGCCAACGACCCGGAUUGGAAGAGUCAAGUGCGCCGGAUGACAUCUCUUCACGUCGAGCCAACGAAGAUGAAGAAAGGAAGUCGGAGGAACAACAUGACACACCGAAUUCCUCCGCGUUUUGGCAUGCGAGUGCAAACGCCGUCGAAGCAGCGGUCGAUUUUUCGGAGCCGUCGACAUUUGAAGAAGCAGUGUCUGGCCCGGACCAAGUACACUGGCGCAAGGCAAUUGAUGCGGAGCUCGAUUCGAUGAAGCUUCGCGGUGUCUUUCGUGCGGCCAAGUUACCCAACGGACAAAGCGCCAUUGGCACAAAGUGGGUCUUCAAGAUCAAGCGCAAGGCGGAUGGGUCGAUCGAGAAAUACAAGGCACGACUUGUGGCCAAGGGUUUUCGCCAAAAGUAUGGCAUCGACUACACGGAGACGUUCUCGCCCGUGGUCAAGUAUGUGACGCUGCGAAUGGUCAUCGCCAUUACCAAGCACUUUGGAUGGCCCCUCGACCAGCUCGAUGUGGUGACUGCGUUCCUGUAUGGAGUGAUGAAGGAGAAGGUGUUCUGCGCUGUUCCGGAAGGCGUCAAGAUGGAAGGUGAUUUCGACUGUCUCGAGCUGAUCAAGGCGAUCUACGGUCUCAAGCAAGCCUCGCGUGUUUGGAACGAGACCUUCGACGAGUUCAUACGCUCGGUUGGUUUUCAAGCGUCGGGAUUCGAUCCAUGUCUCUACAUCGUGACUUCGGAAGGCCAUUGUGUUUUUGUGCUGGUCUACGUGGACGAUGUCUUGGUGACUGGAAGCUCGCUCGAGAUGAUUGCGCGCACCAAGAACGACCUCAAGACGCGGUUCGAGAUGACGGACAGCGGCAAGUGUGCGUUUGUUCUUAAGAUCGAGCUUUUGGACGAUGAAGAUGGCAGUGUGACACUAUGUCAGCGUCGGUAUGUCGAUGAUAUCCUCAAGCGCUUUGGCAUGGAUGAUUGCAAGGCAGUCGCAAGUCCAGUCGACAUGAGCUCUCGACUUGUUUCAAGUGAUGCAACUACCAAGGUCGAUGCUCCUUUUCGCGAAGCUGUUGGUGCGUUGAUGCACCUGACCACUGCAACGCGUCCGGACAUUGCGUUUGCUGUGGGCUAUGUGUCGCGGUUCAUGGAAAAUCCCCAAGAAGAACACUGGGUUGCAGUUAAGCGUAUCUUUCGCUACCUACAAGGCACUAAGACGCAUGGAAUUUGCUACAAGCCAAGUGCAAGGAUCGACUUCCGUGGAUAUUCGGAUGCGGAUUGGGCUGGUGAUCUUACCGACCGCAAGUCAACAUCGGGGUACACGUUCAUGCUACUCGGUGCGCCAGUGAGUUGGGGCAGCAAGAAGCAGCCAAGUGUUUCGUUGUCCACGACUGAAGCUGAAUACAUCGCACUCAGCUUGGCGAUUCAAGAGGGCAAGUGGAUUCAUCGUCUGCUUUGUGAGAUCGUGAUUGCUGCCAAUGAAGAAGGACCGGAACUCAUGAUUCAUGAAGACAAUCAGUCAUGUAUUAAGAUGACGAAGAACCCGGUCAACCACGGCCGUGCCAAGCACAUUGAUAUCAAGUACCAUCACAUCCGUGAUGAGGUCAAGCGCGGUGAAGUGAAGCUCAAGUAUUGUGAAACUGCGGUGAUGUUAGCGGACAUCAUGACGAAGGGACUUCAUGGACCACGCCACAAGGAGAUGACGACAGCUCUCGGGAUUCGUGAGCAUUCGGAUUGA
Peronospora matthiolae is the source of this 2403-nucleotide messenger RNA. The record is from the annotation of a GenBank genome assembly. Lineage: Eukaryota; Oomycota; Peronosporomycetes; Peronosporales; Peronosporaceae.